UAACAUAUCAUGUUAUAUAUCAAAAGAACAUUGAUUUAUUAGUUCAUAAGUAUAUUUAAAAAUAAAUAUGAUUAUUUAUUCAAAUAUAUUCAUAUGAAAUAGGCUUUUAAACAGACUAACAGACCAUAUUAGACUUUCAAAAGGUCAGACUCAAACCUAAAAGAUAAGCCUAUGAUAGGUCACAGGCCAGACUCAUGCCUUCAAAUUUUUGACAGGUCAGACUCAGGCUUGACAAAGUCUAGUUCGACCUAGCCUAUUUCCACCUCUAGAGUCAAUGUAUUUUGCUUUCAUUUUGAUCUUUAUUCAUCUUGCUACAUGGUGACCAAGUUUCAUCUUGCUUUCAUUUGGCGUCCUACAGAUUUUCAUUUUUACCUAUUUUAAAAAAAUUCAUCGGCUAUUUAAGUAGCGGACGUUAUAAAAAUGAUUUUUUUUUUCGAAAAAUAUAGUCGCUACUUAGUAGCGGUAACAGACAUUAUAAAAAACAAAUCUAAUAGAGUAUUUUUGGGGCGUAUCUUCAACCUAAAUAGCGGACAUGAUUAUUUUUGUAAAUUCGUAAGACGCGCGAGAAAAAGAUUGAUGACAAAAGAAAAUCUCCAAGUUCAUGAUUUGAGCGAAGCCCAUUAAUAAAGAUGUUUUCUCAUUAGGUCCUCAUGGUUCUUUUUCCCCCUGGAUUUUACUUCUUUUCCCUUGAAUAAAAACUUCAGUUCGUAGAAAAAAUUCAGUUUCUACGAACCGAAAUUUUUAUCAAAGACAAAAUGAAAAUAUUUAAAGGUAUAAAAGAUCUAUGGGAGGCCUAAAGAGAAAAUAUCAUUAAUAAAACAACCGGGCCUUAAAAACGAAGGCCCGUUAAACCCACACGGAAGUAGUAGUAGUAGUCUUCGUGUUUUCUUCCUCCCAUUUCCACGGCGAUCGCCACCACCGCACACAAAUGACGCACUAACAGUUCCACCAUAACUGAAUCACACACACAUACCGUUAUCACCAUCACCAUGCCGUUAUCUUCAGUCUCUACUCGUCUCACACUCCUUGCUCUCUUCUCCGCCACAACUUUCUACUGCAUCUAUAAAUCUCGCCGUUUAAGAAACCUCAAACUAAACCUCUCUCUAAACCCUAACCCUAACACUAACACUAAACUCAAUCUCCCUAAGAUACUUUUCAUUUCCGAAACCGGAACUUCCAAAUCCCUCGCUAACCGUCUCCACCGUUUUCUUUCCUUAAACGACGUCGCAUUUGAAAUCAUCGAUGGACGAAGCUACGAACCCGAAGAUCUCCCUAAGGAAACGAUCCUUCUCAUCGUUGCUUCCACUUGGGAAGACGGAAAACCACCGCCUGCUUAUAGAUUUUUUGCUGAUUGGCUUGCUGAGAGUUCUGAAGAUUUUAGAGUUGGUUCGUUGUUGCUUUCUAAGUGUAGGUUUGCGGUGUUCGGUGUCGGUAGUCGAGGUUAUGGUGAGACUUUUAAUGCGGUUGGUAAGGAGAUUGUUAAACGGAUGAAGGCGUUGGGCGGUGCUGAGAUGAUUCCGUUGUUUGAAGGGGAUGUUGAUGGUGGUGAUGUGGAUGAGGUUUUUGAUAAGUGGUGUGUGAAGGUUGUUGAAUUGUUGAAAGGGGGUGGUGGUGAGGAUGGUGGUGAUUUGGAGAAUGGGGAGGAGGAAUGUGGUGUUUUGAGUUCUGAUGAAGAGGAGUCUGAUGAUGAGGAGGAGGAAGAGGUGGAAUCGGAUAUUGUUGAUCUUGAAGACAUUGCCGGUAAAGCUCCUUCGAGGAAGUCCGUGGCUACGGUGGCGGAGACUAAUGGGAAGUUGAAUGGUGGCAAGAAACAAAUGGUGACUCCUGUGAUAAGAGCAAAUUUGGUGAAACAGGGAUAUAAGAUUAUUGGUUCACAUAGUGGUGUCAAGAUUUGUAGAUGGACUAAGUCACAGCUUCGUGGUCGAGGUGGUUGUUACAAGCAUUCAUUUUAUGGAAUCGAGAGUCAUAGGUGCAUGGAGGCAACCCCCAGCUUGGCAUGUGCAAAUAAAUGUGUUUUCUGCUGGAGGCAUCACACAAAUCCAGUAGCAAAAAGUUGGCAGUGGGAGAUGGACGAUCCAUUAGAGAUUGUAAAUUCUGCAAUAGAGCAGCAUACAAAUAUGAUUAAACAAAUGAAAGGAGUUCCCGGAGUCACCUUGGAGCGAUUAAAUGAAGGAUUCACACCACGGCAUUGUGCACUUUCUCUUGUUGGUGAACCUAUUAUGUAUCCAGAGAUAAAUGCACUAGUGGAUGAGUUGCACAGAAGGAGGAUUUCCACUUUUCUAGUUACAAAUGCACAAUUUCCAGAGAAAAUUAAGUCGCUGAAGCCAAUCACUCAGUUAUAUGUCAGUGUUGAUGCCGGAACAAAGGACUCUCUAAAGGCAAUUGAUAGACCACUCUUUGGAGAUUUUUGGGAAAGGUUUAUUGAUUCCUUGACUGCUCUGAAGGAAAAACAUCAGCGUACUGUAUACCGUCUGACCCUUGUGAAAGGUUGGAAUGCUGAAGAGGUUGAUGCCUAUUAUAAUCUCUUUAGUAUAGGAGAACCCGACUUUAUUGAAAUCAAGGGAGUAACAUAUUGUGGCUCGACCGCUACAUCAAAAUUGACAAUGGAAAAUGUCCCUUGGCAUGCCGACGUGAAAGCUUUCUCAGAGGCUCUGGCUCUGAAAAGCCAAGGGGAGUAUGAAGUUGCCUGUGAGCAUGUUCACUCAUGUUGCGUGCUUUUAGCAAAAACUAAGAAGUUCAAAAUUGAUGGCCAGUGGUAUACAUGGAUAGACUAUGAGAAAUUUCAUGAUCUGGUGGCUUCUGGAAGUACUUUUGACAGCAAAGAUUAUAUGGCUGCCACACCAGCUUGGGCUGUCUAUGGAGCUGAGGAAGGUGGAUUUGAUCCAGCACAAUUAAGAUAUAAAAAAGAGAGACAUCACAAGUCGAGUCGCAAAGAAUCAGGUUAGAAAUUUAGGAGCAGCCAACAUCCGUUUCCCCUUUUAUCUUACUUACGUGUGUAACUCAAUAGGCAUUACAGGAUAGUUUUGUAAUACAAUGCUUUAGACGUAGGUGGUUAAACUAUUCUGGUGUAUUUAAGUUCCAAUGUUUUCCCAAUUCAAGGCAAUUGAGGAGAGAAUUUUGUUUAGUGGUUUUAAUUAAUUAUUGUAGUUGCAGAAUAUAGAGAUUUGUCUUGCAGCUAUUUGUUUUCGAAAUUGAGAUUGGAAUAAUAUGCUUGGGCUUUGGCUGCAAUAAUAAUAGAUACGAAAUAGCAUUGCAUAA
Molecule: messenger RNA, 3258 nt
Organism: Trifolium pratense (red clover)
Lineage: Eukaryota; Viridiplantae; Streptophyta; Magnoliopsida; Fabales; Fabaceae
Product: S-adenosyl-L-methionine-dependent tRNA 4-demethylwyosine synthase
Exons: 8
Coding region: 990-2945 (651 amino acids)
Biological process (GO): wybutosine biosynthetic process
Molecular function (GO): catalytic activity; FMN binding; 4 iron, 4 sulfur cluster binding
Source: RefSeq, a predicted model, not a curated record